Molecule: messenger RNA, 534 nt
Organism: Acytostelium subglobosum LB1
Lineage: Eukaryota; Evosea; Eumycetozoa; Acytosteliales; Acytosteliaceae
Exons: 1
Coding region: 1-534 (177 amino acids)
Source: RefSeq, a predicted model, not a curated record
AUGGAUCUCUUGAUGCACCUCGAAUCGCUCACUUUUGACUUCUCACCAAGCUGUGGACAUGACCAUGCGGAUAUAAUGUAUGAGGGCGUGGCCAAGACGUUCUAUGAGGAGCUCAUCCUGUUCAUGAGACGACGACCAUCGCUCCACACAUUCAUAUUCCACAAUAGCUUGGAGAGCAAUAAUGAUGCACAUCAUCAACCCUUCCUUGAAUACCUACUCCAAGAUGGUUCGUGUCCAGUUCAACAUGUGUCUUUGCGGACAUUUUGUCACGUACCAUUGCUUGGUCGACAGAUUGACACACUAAUCCUUAUUGGUUGCUAUGAGCCUGACGAUCAACAUUUUGACAAACAUAUGGAGAUGUUCAUCAACAAUCUCAAGACCUGCGUCACCAAUAUACUUGAUCUGUCUGAUUUCACUUUCAUUCAAGUAUCCAAAACUGACAAUGCACUCAUUGAUACAAUGCUUCAACCUGGAAUCUUCCUUGGCAAUGUAUACAAACAUCCAGACCUGAACUAUCGCAGAUAUAAUGAAUGA